Messenger RNA from Guillardia theta CCMP2712, 37695 nucleotides. RefSeq lists its product as hypothetical. The record is from RefSeq and is a predicted model, not a curated record. The transcript is spliced from 11 exons. NCBI's taxonomy places the organism in Eukaryota, Cryptophyceae, Pyrenomonadales, Geminigeraceae. Bases 1 to 37695 code for a protein of 12564 amino acids.
AUGCUCUUGUUCUUGGUGUUUGCCCUAGGUUUGGGGACAGCGUUGUCGUCUCAACCUGUCAUACCUUUCAACUGUGACGACCCUCUAACGUGCUUCGAUGGCUACCUGCAUCCGCCAUCCUACGUCACGUGUAUCGCAUUGGGUCCACCAAACUCAACCACAAUCCAACAAUCUGAUCCCACAGCAGCGUCAUACACUCAGUCCAAGGGACAAAUCAACACUCUAUCAGGACCGAUCCCAUUUCAGUUGUCUGCAGACAACAUCUUCAUUUGGUAUCGCAAGGCUCUCAAAUACCUUGGAGUGUGUAUGGACUAUCUUCACAGCACCACUGUCCCCAGCAUUAACGAUCGAGUAAGCACCCUGGAUCUGUUGUGUGCUGCCUACGUCGAUCCAGCUACUGGAAAGAACCUGUGCACUGCCCUUCAGCAGAAAGCUGUCUGUGGUGUGGAUGACAGCAGAGGACUCCAUUACGUUCUGGUUGAAGCGCUUUGGGCUUCAGACUCUUCCAUCAAGACAAGUCUGAGCAAAAUGCUCUGCGAUGGUUCCUGCAUCAGAGACAUAAUUGAUGUCUACACACCCAUCUUCCAGCAGUGGGGCUAUUACGAUGUAUCAGUGGUUAACAAAAUCGCUUCUUUGAACAGUUUGUGCAAUGCAGAUGUUCAGAUCGAUGGUUACUUCUACGCAAUGAGCUAUGGUAUGACAAGCCAAGUUCAGUGCAGCACCAACAACGUCACUCUUGCCUUCACUACAUCCGUCACUCUACCAAAAGAUUCGGUGUUGACCAUCGUGGGAAUCAACUCACCAAUCGUUGGUGGAUUAUCUAAAGUGACUGAGGCUUCUAAUCUGUUAUCAGCUCGGAAUACGGGAAUGCUGCAGGCAUUGGUUGCAUCUCAUGGAAUUCGAAUGCAUCGGAACUCUCCUUACAAAAUGCGUUCUUCUGUAGCGAAAGCGUCACUUGUUGCCUCUGGUGUUUUUAUUCCAAUCGCAAAUUUCUCUUUUCCGGACAACUUCAUGAGCAAGUUCAUGCCUGAAUUUACAGAAUUUGCUGUUGCUGAAUCCCAGUGCAAUGCUGCAGUUUAUGACCCUGCAACCAAGACUUGGACUGGCAACUGCGUUGGAAUGAAAAACAUCGUUUCGAUUUCCUUCAAGUCAAAUAUUGACCUUGAGCCAGGAACCACGCUUACCAUUCAGGGAUUAGUUCGUUCCUCGACAGUUGCUUUGAAUCCACCUACUUUUGUGGGUGUCACGCCAGUUGCAGUAGCGCUUUCGAUUGAAGAUUGGAUUGUAUCGACGGGCACAGUCAUUCUCAAGAUUGCUGGGGGAUCGUCAACGUCAAUGAAGGCGAAUGUCCUACAGACUGUACAGCUUGCGUUUGAUAUGCCAACCAAACCAAGCUCAGAUUCCACCGUACUCACCUUGAGUGCAUCCAACAUCGCAGGAAUUGAAGCCUGCUCUUCCCUAUCUACGACAAUCCCAGCUACAAUUCUGCAGUCGCAGGUUUUGACAACAACGCCGAAGAUAGUUCUUGCCGAGCUUACUCAGAGUGACUGCAACCCUGCUUCCUGUGCAUCGUUCGUCUUUUCUUUUGCAGUUAACUCUGAGAUCACAUACUUGAACAACCAAUCCAUCUACUCCUUCUACCUGGAUGGCUUUAAUGGAUUCACUGGACCCUGCACAUCACCAUCUUGUGGAUCUGCCUUGAAUGUGAUUACCCUGCUUGAUGGAGUGUCAGGUUCUAAUGACAAAUACUUGUUCGAACGCGUGUCAUCGUCUGCACGCGCAGAAGCUGAUUUUGAUGCAGCCAAUGGAACACUGCAGAUGCAUUUGUCGCGAGAUGCGGUUUUGAAGCCUUACACUGUUUACUCUGUCAAAUUCAAUCUCAAGUCUGAAUAUCGUAAUGUCACCAGCAAGUUCUAUGUAGAGGGCUUCUCCCAGUCGCACUCAUACAGUCACUUGCCACAGGACUGUCUUUCAACCUCUCCUGAUUGCACUGGAAUGCAAAUUGUUACCAAGAUUUUGAGCACUGCCUCGAAUCAGCGCAUGGGAGUUUGCGGACCUGAACUCGUGGCUCGUACCAUCAAACAAUCUUACCCAUGGCCAGGUUGUGGAGGGCCAACGUCGUACACGCAAUAUACACUCAGCGAUAGUGAGUAUGUCCCGUCUGCUUUCAGAGCACAAGAGAAAAAUCUGAACAACACACACAACACUUUCACUCUCAGCUUCACUCCAAAUGUGGAUGUCCCAUCUUCUGCAAUGGUCACUUUGUACAACUUGCAAGGCAUAGUACGUAUCUCGAAUGACGUGGUGGGACUCUACCGUCAGAUCAAUGAAAACACUACUCGUUUCGAACCCUUGAACUCUGUCAUCAACAGUACUCAAAGGGAUGUUGUAUUUAUGCUGAUUAACAACGUCACUGCCAACACUGAGCACACUAUAGUGUUUCAGGUCACGAAUGAUGUAAUCCAGUCCACUCCAAGCCCAAUUUCAAUCAGCAUAGCAUGGAAAGUUGAUGGUAAAAAUAUCAUGAUACCUAAAGUAGUUCUGAAGGAUGCUGUUGUGUCUGCCAGCGACUUCGUUACUGUUGCAGACCUUGUGGCUUCCAGAGUCAAUGCCCCGGCAUGGAUCAUUCGCAAGAUCAAGCAAAGCACGCCGUUCCCGAACACCAACAAUACCAUCUCAGUGGAGCUGGCUGCUAACGUGGAGUUUCGCCAGGGAGCCAAAAUCACGCUUAGGGGCCUGGUAGGAAGUCAGACUGCAUCUACAACUCAGCUGAUGAUAACGAGUACUGGCGUCGCUCUCAACCAAUACGCUACCUGGGACAAGGAUACAGGAAAAAUUGUUGUAACUCUUGCGGGGCCAUAUGACCCUUAUGCGUCAAACUCAAACAAAAUCAUGUUCUCCUUCACCAUUUUGAACCCUUGCUCCUGUCAUAUGAGCCAGGACAUCUACGUCGACGUAAACGACAAUGCUUUCGCCGUCACUGCCUCGUACGCUUGCCAAGUUGUCAACUACACGGAAUCAGUUGUCACAAACUGGACUGAGACAUACUACCUUGAUGGAACCUGCAAGAAUACCCGUGAAAUGUCGAAUGUCACCAACUACACAAUGACCAAGAAUGGAUCUUGCACUUGGACAGCCCAGGCUUCUGGAAAUGACUGCUCGCUGCCCCCAGAAGCCAUGAUGGUUCUCGCAACUGUGUCCCCCAGCUGCAAGAAGUGUCCUCCUGCGGAUUGCACCGACUGCGCCAAGUGCAAUGUUUGCGGCGAUUGCAAGACAGACUGUGUCAACAACGAUUACUUCCCUCUUCAGGUUCACAAACCUGCUUUCUUGACCAAAGAGGUCUACCAGUCUUCCAGCGUUCCAGGAGCGGACAAUGAAAUCACCGUCAUCUUCUCAACAAACCUUGACCUGCCGUCCACAGCUAAGGUGGAGGUCUCCGGGUUUGCAGGAGCCAUUUGGAAGUCCUCAGCAACUCCAAGUGCCUUGACAACUGUGAGCGGAGUUGUUCCAUCGGACAAGACUGACAAGACCAACUACACUUUGGGCUCUUUGAAUUUGAGCACAGUGACCUGGGACGACAAGACACAGACCGCGACCCUCGCUCUCUCUGACGGCACGUCAGCAUCAACUCUCUAUGCGUUCAAGUUCACUGUGACGAACCCAAGUGUUGCGCAGCGAGCCCCUGAGUUGCAGAUCUGGGCUACCAAUGUGUGCAACUGCCAAGGAACCACAGGAAUCGACAAAUGCUGUGUGAUGUAUGAUUCGAAAGAUACUGCCAUGCAACCUAUGGCCGUUGAUUAUCCCAAGUUCGAGGGCAUGUCGAUGUCGCAAUCGUCACCUCACAUCUCUGCCCUCAACACCCUCACCCUCCAAUUCAAAGUUAACAUGGCCUUGUCCUAUCCCAACAAGAUCACCGUUGCUGGUCUUCUGGGCAGCACAACCCCCAAGAAUUCUGCGAUCAAGAUCACUGUCAUUACCGGGGGGGCUGUAAUUGACGAUUAUGGAUCUUGGGAUCCUGAAACUGGGCAUCUGAUCCUUUCGUUGGGUGAAAACCAGAAGUUGGCCGCGAAUUCUUCGUGCAAAGUUUCGUUUGAGUUGCAAAACCCUCCGUAUGAGCAGAAUUCUCCCACCAUCGUUAUCUCAAGCAAAGGAUUCCUUCCACAGGUUGUUGACGCGGGCACAGUCCAGGACAGCAAGCCCCUGUUCGUUAAGAGACCGGAAAUCAAGGCAACGGUUGUGCAGAGCACCACUGAACCUGGCGCUCUGAACACAAUCACGGUCACUUUGAACUCUAACACUCCCAUCCGUCCUUCGACCAGAUGCAGUUUCCAGACUGGACUUGACUGUCAAAGACAAUCUAGAUUCAUCAUCAGGGGCUUGAACGGUGCAAAAGCGCAGGAUGGCCCCCUUGCGAUUUACUCGAACAGCAGCUCUACUAUGUUGCUCAAGUCUUCCCCCCAGGGAGUUCCUGGCACUGGCAUGUGGAACUCGACCAAUUUCUCGCUCACCUUGUAUGUGGUUGGCACUCUGAGUGCUGAUGAGAAUCAUGUCUUCUCCUUCAAGGUGCACAACCCUAACCUCGGACAAACUUGCUCACCCACGGAAAUCCUGGCUGAAUACUUGGAGUUCGAGAUCGAGGGCUGCACUUUGGACAUCGAUACGAACCAGAGGUACUAUGUUGUUCCCUCAUACGUCCCCUGCACUUCUGGAGUUGGCAAUGCCUGCGCCAUCACAGUUGUUCCGCCUAAAUUCACCGUGAGCUCGAUCGCCGACUGCUCUGAUGUUGUGGGUGCAAUCAACACUGUCACCAUGUACAUCGCAGCGAAUGUGCCUUUCAAGAGUGGUGACAUGCUCGAGAUUGAGGGGCUGCAGAACUUCGUUAUGAAGGACGUCGUCGCUUUGACAGGAAAGGAUGCUGCUUUCUUUUCUGGGAUCGCACGUUUUGAUCUCUUCAACAAGAUUCUCCACCUUGAGUUCGGUUCUGGAGCCGAUGUAUCUGCUGGUCAAAUUUUGACUGUCGAAAUGCAGCUGCAGAACUCCAAGAUCCCUCGCUUUGGAAGUGAGCUCUACAUCUGGCUGCGAGGCAAUAACUUCGUAAUUCCCCGAACAAAGAUGUCUGGCCAGGUUCUGGCUUCCAGAUUCAACGCUUCGUUCGAAACUGCCAUGGUUUCAGAGUCUAUGUCUGUGCAAGGAUCUUGGAACAUCAUCUCCGUCUUGUUGAAGACAAACACGUACCUCCGCCCUGGAACUCAGAUUGUCAUCUCUGGAUUCGCCAGCACACAUUUCUCGAAGUUCAUGAUUCCUUCAUCUUCUGUACGAGGAGACGAAGGUUUUUAUGGUGCUGGCUCAAUCAACCUUGGUACCAACGGCCAGUUCCUCGCUAAUGCCAGCUGGGAUGCUUCUACCGGUACCAUCACUGGUCACAUUCACUCUACAUGGCAUGCACACUCAUCACGACUCAUCGCGUUCCCAGUGCUGAACAAUCGUGCUCCUAACAGUGCCCAACUGAAUGUCCUUGUUUCAGCACGGUGCCCUGCGAUGCCCAUCGCAGGUUCCACGAUGUCCGCUUGUCCUCCAGGGAGCAUUGUCAUCCCCCCGACCCCUGUGAGUGGAGGUGAUACGAUCUUGCACUCUGAUAUCAAGGCAGACUUCCCUGUCAGGAUGAUUGGUCAGAGCAACCCUUAUCCCGGCGAAGUCAACGUCAUCACACUUACUCUCUCUAGCAACUUCGAGUUCCGUGCCAACUCCGGUCAGAACCUCAUGUUGACUUUGUAUGGACUUGUUGGGCUGCCAAACGUCACCAGCUCUAUCUGCCUGAAAGCGAAAGCUUCCAACACUUACUACGACCAGGCCAUGAGCUCUGGUGACUUGCCAUUUGCGGGAGCUUGCAUGAACUGCGCCUGCAACACUAGCGAUUGCAACGCCUUUUUCAAGGUAGCAACCUUGAGUGAUCCAUACGUCAGCAUGUACAUCAGUGGCGACAUGCAGGCAGGACGCAAAUAUGUCUUCUCAUUUGAGAUCAAGAACCCGUCCCAGCAGCAAUCAUCUCCAUUAAACAUCAACCUCAGGCUGAAUUGGAAUGACGUGACUGCUUUCAAUGUCCCUAUGCAGAAAGAUAUGUACGGCAUUCCUACAGGUGUAGUGGAUGCGGCAGUUGGAGACUCUGCUCCUCUCUUCAUCAGGUCGAGCAUCUUUUCUAGCAUGUACAUCUACCAAUCGAACUCGAACCCUUGCGCGAAGAACAAGAUCUGCGCCAGGAUCAAACCGUCUGUCCCCCUGUCAGCUGAGGCCGGCCACGUCAUCAUCAUGUCAAAUUUCGUCAAUGCUGUUGUGACCGGAACAGAUGUUGCCAUCGAGGUCCCCUCGACCUCUUACUCAACGCAACUCUUCCAGACUGCGUCAGGAGCUAUCAACUACGGAACUUGGAGUGAUAGCAGCAAGUCUCUCACUUUGAAUCUCUAUUGCAGGCUAGAGCCCGGACAAAAUUAUGACUUCUGCUUCACCGUGCAGAAUCCGGAUCUGUAUCAACCUGCUGCGAUUGUGAACAUCAAAGCAAAGCAAGAUGGUACCAAUGUUGCCAUGCCCAACAAGACAGCUGUCAACUUUGAUGUGAAAACGGCACCCAUGUUCGUUACCAAGGGGGAAUUCUCAACCUUCACCGUCUCCCAGUCUUCGAGAAAACCUUGUGAUACCAAUGAUAUCACGAUCUCGUUCACCAUCAACAUCGACAUCGUGUGUGAUCCUGAAAUCACCAUCUCUGGUCUUGAUGGUACCAGCCUAGCCUCGAAUCUGACGCUGGAUGACACCUUGAGUGCUGUUACGAUGCUAAACGAGGGAAGCUUCAAGUUCUAUUGGCCGGGUAACGUCACCCAAGGAAGUCACACGGUCAAGUUCACGAUCAAGAACGACAAUGUGGCAAGGACUCACUCGGUGCAGAUGAACAUCGCUAGAUUUCAGAUGAUUUCUCGAACAUCCGAUUUCACCGUUGAUGCUCCUGCCAUUAGUGGCUAUUCACUCACCCAGCAGACGCAGUGGCCUGGGGUUCAGACGGCAGUUAACGUCAAGUUCCAGAUUAAUGCCGGAAGUUACUCGAAGGCAAACGAUGCAGCCAUUACUUUGAGAGGAUUGCCUGCAUCUUGGUUCGGUGCUUUCACCAUUGGCGCAAGGAACAAGGGAAUCGAGUGUGUCAUCCCUCCUUUCCCGAAUGUCAGCACGACUGCUUCUGUGAACAACACAAACAGCUCCAACAGCACGGGAAGCUCCAACAGCACGAAUAGCUCGCUAAGCUCGAGCACGGCAGCCAACACAAGCAACAUCUCUGAUACCUACAUUCUCUUUACGAAUCAGAUGGCUUCUGCUCGAUUCUCAAACGUCAAUGCAAACAAUGCAGAUCAUUUGGUUUGCGUCAGGUACUCGCAUGACGACAACACUUGGCAGUACUACGGUAAGAGUGCAUGGCAUGCUUUCAGUACUACAAGUACAGAUGUACAAUUCCUUGCCUUCAUGGUGAAUCCGGGGGGCAAUGCAUCAGCUUUAUCGAGCAGUGAAAGCAUUAUGGGCAUUGAUGCAGGAAUUGAGAGCACUUCUUCCGAUGUGAGGAUUGGACCCCUUGUGCAAGGAUCUGCCUUGAGCAGGUGUGCCAACCCACUUCAACUACAGGUGGAGGGCGAUUUCUUGAAGCCUUCCGUCUUCCGCUUGAAGGCAUCGUCAUCCACUUUUGACGCGUCAGCAACGACUAAUUCCAUCGUCCUUCGUCCCGGACAGACAGCAUUGCAGAUGAUGACGGACAUCACUGUUGACUUUUACGUCACGAACCCGACGACGGGAUCUUCCACAGUCAGGGCAGUCGGAACCAGCACCUGCGCCAACUUGCCCUCGGUUGAUGUUGGAAUGUUGCAGGUAGUCUCUGCAGCUGUGUUGUCUGCCAAGGCUGUCCAAAGCUCGCCCUUCCCUUGCAGCGUCAACACGAUUUCAGUAUUGUUUUCCACCAACUUUCAUGUGAACGGUGCAAGCACAGGCAACUACGUUACAUUGUCAAGUUCGAUUUUCAGUGCCUUGUCAACGCAACAGCAAACCUACAAACUGAUUGAAUCGGAGGAUGAAAGCAAUCUGUUGCAUUAUGUUGUUGGGCCCUCGGUCACUUUUACACCAAGCAACAAUCAGUUCCAGCUGAAGGUGGCCUCAGGAUACAACCUGAUUGCAGGUAAAGAAUAUCAGUUCGCCUUCAAUGUGAGGAAUCCCAACUCGACCGUUACCGGAGGUUUCUCGAACUUUGAGAUGAUGAGUCCACCGCAGUUGGAAGUUUACAACAGUGCUGCCCUCAGAGCUUCUCAGUCGAACCUGGAAAGCAAGGGAAACCUGGGAUUGUGUGGAAGUACCACUGCUAAUGACAGUAUUCCCCUCUACAUCUACAGACCUGUCAUCUCAUCUGCUUCUAUCGCUCAGGACAACAACGAGCAUUGCACUCGCACCACUAUGAAUGUUUCCUUCCGUGUUAAUGUGCCCAUCUGCUCAACUGGCUGCCAGACUGCCUUGACUAUUUCUGGAUUCACGGGAGGAUACGUCGAUGGGGUCACCACUGACACAGUUGUUGACUUGGCUUCUACCAACAGCGAUGACAAGAAUCUGUUUGCUGCUAGAGUGAAGGGCGACAAGGGCAAGGGUCUGUGGAUGCCCAGCACUCAGACGCUGAAGCUUUAUCUGACAUGCUGCCUUGAGUGCAACAAGGACAUCGCGUUCUCCUUCGACCUGUGGAACCCGUCACAGUGCGCUCAAGCGGCGCAGACCAUCAGCAUCGGAACUGUCGACACUGGAUACAACAAUGUUCAGACAGCCUCCAAGCAGAUGACAUCAACGAACAUCCUCAAGGUGGAUCAGCCGGUGUUCUUGCACGCUUCUGUGCAAUCUUCGAGCUCUACUCCAUGCGAACUGAGCAACUACACUGUGAAAUUCUCUAGCAACGUCAAGAUUCCCGUGAACACCUACAUCACACUCACAGGAUUUGCUGAUGGCAGACUGAGAUUCUUGGAUGUGAAUGCUACUGGCAACGAGUCAUCUACCUGCACCAGCCGAGUUCCCCUCACCGUGGUUGUGAUCAACAAUGCCACAGACGCGAAACAGACUACCUCGCUUGAGGGUCACUGGAAUGCUUCUACCGGACUCAUCACCUUCAGAUUGCCUCAGCAGCUCACCACGGACAAUCGCCUUGAAGUAGAAUUUCAACUCUACAACCCUGCGUCAUCGUCCAACGGUUUCACCUCUACUGUGAAGGCAAUGAUUUGCAACACUUGCCAGUUCACAGAGGCUACAUUGGGGACGGUGCUGCAGGUCAGCAGCAUCUCCUUCACUACCAGGGAGAUCUGGCAGAGCUCACCUUGGCCUUGCUGUGACAACAACCAGAUCACUGUCUCGUUGGUGUCCAAUGUCGCUUUGCUGGCCUCAUGCUCCCCCAAACUCACCAUCUCUGGUCUCAACAGCGCCAUCGUGAAUGCCACAUCGAUCAACGUCACAGACCUUGUUUAUGGCUCCAUGUAUGAAGCAUCUUGGAAUGACGGAACUAUGGUUGUUAUGUUGAAGGACUACAUGGGCUCGUCCAGUUCUGAUGCAAAGGCUUCUUCCUUUAACUUCCGCUUCACUGUGAAGAACCCCAGCAUCGCUCCAGCUCUCCCAACCAUCACCUUCAAUGGCGAGAUUCGUAACCAAGUGUGCAUGUUGUCGAAGCUCAAGAACGAAACAUCAAGCUUCGAUGGCACUUUCCAGGCGCCGAUGUCAUGUGGCUCAAGGUGUUCAUGGAGUCAGGACACAUGCAGUGACGCAUGCUACACUACAAAUUGCAGCAGUGUUACCGUUGUCAAGUCAACCGUCACGUCGGUACAGAAGAACUAUUCGCAGUGCGUGUACAACGAGACGACCAAGUUGAACAAUUCCAAAGUGUUCUACUACACAGAGAACAUCACUUCGUACUACAAUGAGACCACUCAGAAGUGUGACAACCGAUCCGAUGUGACGGACAAGUCUCUGACCGACCUCAGGGUUAUGAGCAUCCGAUCUAUGCAAAUCAAGCAUCAACAGAUCUAUCAGGACAACAACAUCCCUUGCAGCCCCUUUGACGUCACGAUCAAGUUCAUGACCACCGCUCCCUUGUUCUCUUCAUGCCAACCUGAGAUUGUGUUUACUGGACUCGUGGGUUCAGUUCCAAAUGUAUCUGUCUUCACCUCCGUCACUUCCGGCUUCACGUUUGGGUCGUUCAAUCACCAGACUGGAGAUCUUAAGGUCUCAGUUAGCAGCACUCUGAAGCCGGGUUGUAACCACACGAUCAAGUUGGGGCUUCUGCACUGUGCAGCAUCCUCAGAUGGAAUUGCACAAUCAGACAUCAGGAUCUCACACCCGAAUGUCAAGGAUGGAUUGCAAGUCUCGACUCCAAUCAGCCUAACAAGCUUGACGAGUGUGAGCAAACCGAUGGCUGUCAGGACUCUUUCUCUCUUUGGUUAUGCAGGACAGAGCAGCAGAACUCCAUGCGGAAGCAACACAAUUUAUGUCGAUGUAAGCAGCGACAUCCGAGUGUUCAACUCUUGUAUCCCUUACUUGCACUUGAGCGGUUUUGCUGGUCUUCCUACCCAGACUGGCAGCGUGUCGCUUUCUGCGUCAUCCACCCACACCCUCGUGUCCAACGCAGCCACUGGAACCUGGACUAACGGCAACGUGCUAGUGAUUGACCUCCGCCCGUUGAUGAAUGAGACAUAUGGUGGAUAUGCAUACGGCCAUAACUUCAGCAUGUCCUUCACGAUCACGAACCCAUCUUGCGGACAGCCUGGCAACGAGCUUUCAGUAAAGAUCAAGAGCAACCAGAGCGAAGUGAUCCCUUGCCUGUACCUUGAGAGUGCGCUAUAUGACUUGAUGAAUGUGCCAUGGGGACACGAUUGGCGAUCGCAGUUGACGGGUAAAGUGAACAUGUCCGCGGACUCACCUUUGGCUAUCGACUCUGUAGGGUACAAGAUGAACACGACGAUCUACCAGAGCUCUCCUUAUCCCUGCGAUCAGAACAAGAUCACUGUGAAGCUUGAGCCCAACAUCACUCUCUCUCAAGCCUGCACCAUCCAAAUUGAGUCUGACAGCACAGUGUUCAAUUCAACCGCGGUUGUGACAUCUGCCAAUGACCUCGUUGUAAAGAUUGUCCAAGAUGCAUCGGGAAAUGCCGUGCAUCAGUUUUCUUUCAACAUCACCAAUCCCAGCCAGCGUUCUGAAUCGAGCAGAGAUGCUCCGUUCUCGCUCAUGACUACCCUGAAAGGAUCUUGCAGCAGGAGCUACAUGCUUAUUCCAUCUGCUCCUCUCUCAGAUUCUUGUUACUCUAACCAGAAGGAAUACUGGCCGAUGAACCUGAGAGGUCUUGCUUUCGUUACUAAGAACAUCGGACAGAGCAACCCUCAUCGAAAUUGCCACAACACCAUCACUGUGACACUCAGCACCAACAUUCCACUCUUGAUCACGGAUGCUUGCAAGCCUCAGAUCACUCUGACUGGAUUCACUAAUGCUGUUGCAACUCAUGGGAUGAUAUCCUUGGCUGUCAUCGGCCAGUGUGAGGGUAGCGAAGAUGCUACCUACUUCUUCCGUCCGAACAGCAGCAAUGUUCUGGGAACGGGAUUGUGGGACAACACGGCUAAGUCCUUGGCUCUCAACUUGGCUAAAAACUUUCAGAUGGACACGAAUUAUGUUUUCUCCUUCCAGGUGAAGAAUCCUCCAGCAAAUCAGGCUGCUGCUACUAUCUCGCUGACUACCAAUCUGCCAAUGUACACUAGCUGUACUAGGACCAGAAUCAACUCGUUAGCCUUGACAAACGAUCCUGGAUUUCCUUGCUGCAUCUGCGAUCAGGGCGAAGCUGGAGACUCUUCGCCAAUGAAGAUCAAGACGCCUGUUUUCUGUAUCAAGCGUAUCCGACAGUCGGUGAAAUGGCCAUGUGCCGAUAACGAAUUGACUGUGACCAUCUCAUCUACGAUUCCUUUGAACAAAGGAGACACGAUCAAGCUCUCUAAUUUGACCAACGCGGACCUCACUAGUCGCAAUCUCACUCUGACGGAUGGCUCAGGAGGUCUGCGCGAUCAGAACUUGUUUGGGCGAUAUGCCGCCGCUGAGGGCCAGUGGGAUGCUUCUGACUUCUCCUUAACUUUGUACCUCAGAGAGAACCUUGACUGCAGCAGUAUGUUCUCGAUCAAGUUCACGGUAAGGAACCCCAAGCGUGCACAAGGUUGUGCCAUGGUAAACAUCUACACACAAAGUAUCGGUACCUCCAAGAUGGACUCAGAGGAUCUACCCUUCUGCCCGAUGUACGUGAUGAGAGGAGAUUUGACUCCCAUAAUCUGGGAGUCAACUUCGAACCCCUGCUGUCAAAACACAAUAUAUGUGCAACUAACGCCAACGGUGCCGCUUAGAAAGAUAUGUGAGCCUUACCUCGUCAUCUCUGGCUUGACAAACAGUCGAACCCCUGAUGGUUCCAUCGCCAUCACGUCUGAUGUCUUCUACGACACAGCCAGUUGGUUUAAUGGCAAUGGAAGUUUUAUCCUGCGCUUAAAUUCGUCUGACUUGCAAGAGAAUACCCCAAUCAAUUUCACUUUCUCCCUACUCAACUCAGAAGAUGGCACUGGUGCGACAAACGUCAAGAUUCAAGGCUCGCAGGUUCUCACAGAUGUGUACACCUUCACUGUUCCGACUGGCAAGAAGGUCCCCCUGUCGGUCGAUACAUUGAAGAUUCAAGCUGCGAAGAUCGCACAGUCUUCGCCCUGGCCUUGUGAUAACAACACAAUCCAUGUUCAGUUCAACCUCGUGGGGCACAUUCCUCUGGAUUGCAACCCUCGAGUUACUAUCGAUGGAUUGGAUUUCAUCCAUGAUUCUCAAAUCAUUCAAGUGACUGAUGUGAAUACCAACCUGACAUCGAUGCAUGAUUGGAGCCAUCCAAAAUUGAUUCUUGACCUGGUGAAGUUGAAGAACCAAUCGUGUUCCGAGGCCGAUGCAUCUUUCGACCUGAAGUUUACCUUGAAGAAUCCCAGUGCUGCACGAAGCGCGUUCACUGUAUACAUUGAGGGAAGCCUGUAUAAGCAACGAACAGUUCCAAUUGCUCGUGUGCCAAUGCAGAACCUGACGGAAUCCGUCAGCUUCGAUGGAUAUGCGGCGUCAAGCCUUCUUCCAACAGCCGAAGAUGCACGCGCAGGUUACAUCCGAAGCAUUGAGAUGGGAGGAUUUGUCCACCAAUCUUCUACCAUCACGAACUUCAAUGUUACAACCCCCUGCCUCCCUGUGAACAUCAUGGUUUCCUUCAACACUUCGGUGCCCUUGAUACCAGCAUGUAACCAUGUCGUCACUAUCACUGGACUCAAGUACUCGGCUACGCAGAUGUAUGAGUUCUCGUCGACUAGCAAUCUGAUCGGAGACGCAACCUUCGACAGGAUUAAUGGAGUUUUCGUUGCCAAGGUCAUGUCGAUCGUGACAGCUGGUGAACCGCACACGUUUCAAUUCAAGCUCACGCAUGGAGCCGCUCCUGGAAAUGGAGACAGUCAAGUGAAUUUCACCGUAUCUCAACUCGCCUAUAGGACGCGCCUGGAGACCACCUCUCAGGGUAUCGAUGCCAUCCCCAUGCGUGUCGCAGCUCUCUCCUUCCUUGACCUCGGCAUUUGGCAAUCGUCGCCAUUUGCUUGCAGCCCCAACACAAUCACUGUGACGCUCCGCUCCCAGUACGUCACCAUGUUGACUAACUGCCAGCCAAAACUCACUCUGAGCGGCUUGGACAACGCAGUGACUGCUAACGGUCCGAUCAAUGUAACCUGGGAUGACUCGCAAAAUAUUGUUGGUACGUGGACUAAGCCACAGCUCAUGACGAUGAUGCCUUCCUCGGAUACCACGGUUGCCUUGCGUUGGAAGUUCUCGUUUGAUCUUCGGAAUCCGAACGUGGCCCAACCUGGAAGGAAUGUCGGUAUCCAGAUCAGUCUGACGUCUGUGAAUGAUUCUACUACUCAAUCAUGGAGCUACAGCGGAAUCCCAACUAUCACUCAGAAUGCAACUGGAAGCGACCUGUUCCCUUCGGAUUUCGAUUCCUCCGUCAUGAAUCCAUUGCUGGCAUACAACUUGAAGCUGAAUGUGACCUUGGUGAACAAUUCUGUUCCUCUGAUGUGGACUUCGUCAUUUUCAAGUUUGCAAACCCAGUUCUUGAAUACACUUGAGAGCAAUCUCAGACAUGCGAAAAUCCUCUGGCACUACAAUGUUUCAAUUCAGAGUGCAAGUUCCAUUGAAAUUCAUCUCUACACCACGGAGGUCAGCAUUGAUACAAUCAAGCAAACGAUCACGGACUCCCUGCCAAGCAUCACUUCCCAAUAUCGCUUGGCAACAUUCGAUGUAUCGGUGACUCAGAACAACUCCUACUAUGUGCGAGAAAGGACUGCUAUGGACUCAGAUCCUUUGUACGUCCGUAACAACUCUGUCACGAUUGCCAACAUCUGGCAGAAAACUUUCUAUCCUUGCGCUGAUAACACCAUUUACGUGGAGUUCCAGACCAGGUCUCCGAUUUACACUGCAUGCAUGCCUUCGUUGACGAUCAAUGGUCUGACCGGGUCGAUCACCCCAGACACUAGCAGCCUUACCAUCCAAGAGUCAGCUAACGAAGUCAACUUCGGGCCAGGUACAUGGACGCAGGCAACAGGCAACCUUGUGAUUCCAAUCAGCACUGGCAACCAAGGGAACACGAUCGGAAACUACCUUUACUCGAUGAGUUUCGGUCUCAGGAACCAGGCGAAGAAUCAGCUUUCUCCUGCUGUGAACUUCCGCAUCACCUACGUACCAGGCCUCGUUCCUAUGACUCGUGUCGCAGGCAAACCGAUUACUGACUUUGAGGCAACUGUCAACUCGUCCUUGCCUCUCGCAAUUGUUGCGAUGACUUACAAAUAUAAGUCAGCUGGUCAGACUUCACCUUAUCCUGGUUGUCAAAAUACCAUCACUGUCACUCUUCAGUACAAUGUGCCAUUCUUCCCAACCAACUGUGUGAAUUACAUCCGUAUCGCUAUGACCCGUCUCGCUGAUUCCGAUUCAAAUCCCACGUUCGCGUUGCCAAGUGUCUCCUUCACUUCCAACAUGAACAGUGUGUCGUUGGUCGGAAAGACUCAUAUCUACAGGACUGGAAACGACGCUUGGUUCGCUCCAGGUCAGUGUGACUCCGAGAGCAAGCUUGCGGCCUCAUCUUUCAUGGAUGCGGCCGUUGGCGGCACAUCAGGUUACGGAGCAUUGACAGAUUUCACAUGCUCUGGACAAAACUAUCACAGCAUUCAGAUGUGGGUAGGGGCGCAGAUCAAUGCAAACACACCAAUCGUUCUGCAGUUUCAGGCAAUCAACCCCAUGACGAAGAACAAUCCUACACCCCUCAAGGUCGAGACACAAGUGAGCUCAACCUACACCAACGACAAUCAGGUGCUCGGAUCUGGAGGGUGCUCAGAAAACAUUACGAGCGACAAAUCUAGUGUCUUGUGCUGCACCAGUUGCUCUCCUGUUGGGCACGCUGUUGCUGCUGAUUCACUGAGGGUUGAUACUACUGGUUAUGGGCAGGAGACACAAUAUGGUGAUGCUGAGCCGUUCAAGGUUCAUUCGCCUUACUUCUGCACGAGAUACAUCGGUCAGAGCACACCUUACCCGUGCGCCAUCAACACGAUCUCCAUCACGAUCACGUCGAAUGCCCCGAUGCCGGCAAACAAGACGGUGAUCACUCUCUCUGGAUUCACCGGUGCGCAUGCUCCUUCCGGCGAGAUAGACCUUGGAGGAGGUGACAACAUGCUUGGUCAGCACAUGAUGUUUUCUUCUUCAUUGGGAGGAUCAGUUGGAAAGGGUACAUGGGACAACACCAACAAGAAGCUUACUCUCCAAGUUACUACCACCAUUGACUGUGGAACUGAUAUCCAGCUCAAAUUCAAUGUGACCAACGAUGCCAAGGCACAGCCAUACCAAACGAUCAACAUCACAGCAACCUUUGGUUCAUACACUACCACAAGCUUGCAAUUCGUGCAUGAUCUCACGGACUCCAAAAAGGCGAUGGUCAUCUACGAGACCAAGUUCCAAGGUUCGAUUUCUGACUCCAGCAGUGAACCUUGUGACGAAAACAGCAUCACAAUUUCAAGCCUGAAGGCCAACACUCCGAUCUUCCAGACGGAGACCUGCAAACCUACGAUUCACAUCUGCAACUUUUCCAAUCCUGUGAUCGCUUCAGUCAACCUCUCGUUCUCUUAUCAGUUCGAAAAUGAAAUUCUGAUGAAUGAUACUUUGGUAUGGGAUGGAUGCUCUUGCUUGGUUUGGACUGUCACUGAGUUGCUUCCGUUCGAUACCAAGACUGCAACUGUACAGUUCAAGGUUCGCAACCCAGCAAGAAAUCAGCCAUCUAAGACCAUCAACAUUAAUGCCCAGAACUUCGGAUACAAUCCUUCUGACACAAAUAGGUACAGCACUUGGAAUUCAUUGGGCAACGUCAUGAUGGUUCAGUACAAUGACUUGACGUUUGACAUGAAUCAGACGACGAACUACCCAUGUGACAUGAACACAGUAACAGUCCUCGUGAACGUCCCGGUCAAAAUGGUUCCUGGCUGUGGAUGGACUGUACGAAUCGGCAAUCUGCCAGCCUACUACGGACAACAAAGUCCUGACCUUCAGGUCACUGGUUUGGGAGGUCUUACCUUGGUGAACCCCGUUGCUUAUUGGAAUAGUUCAUCAAGCCUGUCAAACAUCACCAUUCAGAUCAACUCUUUGGUACCAAGGGGUUCUCUGUUCAAAGCUCAGUUUGAUGUCAGGAAUAGUGGUGCGCAAUCGAAUAAUUGUAACGUGUUGACUCAGUGGUCAUUGAGCACGCAACCAUGGUUUACACCUGCUAAGGCCUCGUGUGACACUUCUGCGCAGAGCUACAGCUCUUUGUUGCAACACAACGAGUGGAGCGUCUGCCGUGUUGUGAGUGGAGUGAUUACUCAAGCUUAUGUGUCACAAAACAAUUCUGUUCCUUGCGAUAUCAACUACCUCCGUGUCGAGAUCACCACCAGCAUUCCGCUGUUUUCAGCGUGUGACACUCAGUUCACACUGAGCGGAUUUGGAAGCAACUUUGCCUAUGACGCAUCUGCAUCCGCUUAUUCAGAACAGUUCAACAAUGUCAAUGUCAGUCUGAACCUUGCAGGUGGAAACCUGGUUCUGUCACCAAGCAUUGAUGCUACUCAUCCGUGGAAUGCUGGUCAAGUCCACGUCCUCAUGGUUAGGUUGAGGAACAAGGCUGUCAGCUCGGUUCAAGAUAUCCAUGUCAAGAAGGAUAUUCUUCCCGUCCUUCCAUCGGUCAAGAUGAAUGUCUCUAAUGUGACGAAUGAGAAACCGCUCUACCUAGAUGUACCGGCAUUAACCAUCACAAGCAUCUCCCAGACAAGCAAGGACCCUUGUGUCGCUGGAGUGACUCUCACUAUCAACUUCCAGAUCAGCGUGGGUCUCAACUCCUUGUGUAACCCAACAAUCACCCUCGGAGGCCUGGACUCCAAGUUCAAUCCAAGACCCGAUUCAAAUCAGAAUGAUUGGUCUGCUGUGCUUGCAUCUUCAACCCCCAGGAUGGCGAGCAGCCAGUACACGCUUCUUGUUCUCGUCGACAAUACAGUGGACGUUUUCAACAGGACUUUGACUCUUAACGGAACCUAUGGAGUCACGAGCUCGGGAGGGCUGCUGAUCAAGCCAGGCUCUCGACUUGGUUAUUAUGGAACAGGCGUCGUCCUUUCAAACGUUCAGAUCACUUCCUCUUCAGAUGUCCCGUGCGAUCAGAAGAACACAAUUACGGUGCAAUUCACUACUGGAAGUUCCUUUAAGUGUCCCGGAGAGCAGUUGAUGUUCUAUUUCGGGCCAUGCAUGUUCAUUGAUGCAACGGAUACAUUGGUUUUGUUGUCAUCUUCCGACGUUGAGACCUCGGCUGUUUUCAAUAAUGCUGCUUUGGCGGUGACAUUGCUACCCGAAGGUUUAGCAGCGAAUAAGAAUGUGCAAUUCAGCUUCAACUCCUUCAACGAUCAGUUCGAUUGCUCACAGUCUAACUUCGUGCCACGCGUGGAGGCCUUAAAGGCAAAAGGAUCGCAAUCCUUCAAUUACUCGGUAGGUUUCAGGUCGGGCUUCAGCGUGAGUACAACAUACUCGCAGUCGUCAACAAUCCCAUGUGACUCAAACGAUAUCACAAUCACCUUCCAAGCAACUCAGGUCAUCCGGAAGAGCUGUUUGAGCAACAGUGGUCAAAUCACCAUCCGUGGCUUCAAGUACUCACAGACAACGUCUUUGGCAGCUUUGACUGGUACCGCAGUGACCAGCGGUAUCGUGAUGGCCUCGUCACUCAAAUGGGAUCAGAGCACCGGCACCAUACUCUUCCGUUUGCUGAAAGACGUUCCUAAAGACACUCCGUAUGACCUCAAAUUUACCUUGAUCAACCCCAGGGCAGAAAACUUUGUGGGCAGUAACGUCUAUUUUGGCUUCACUUUCGAGAAAGAUAAUAACAAUCUGACAAGCCCUGUGACUGCUGUGGCCUUGCAGACUGCCAGGGCAAAUGCAACCAUCUCCAAAGAAGUGAUGUGGAACUUUGAUUGCUCCACUGCAGAAUAUUACAUCUAUGUCAAUUUUUCACAGAAAAUAGUGCAAAAUUGCCCUUAUGAGCUCUACGUUCCGAACCUAGGAAUACACAACACAUCGUCCACGGACAGCCUCCCAAUCUAUCCUUGCACCGGUAACUCUCUCAAUACUGCUCCAUACGGCAAGUACUAUCUGCCACGAUUCCCGAAUGAGUCUUCCUUGAGUGUGAAUAUCACAUUUGCCGAGGCAAAUCAACAAUACUGCUUCAAGAUCCUGCUGCAAAACCCAUGUCCUCCCCAGCCUGCACCUGGUUUGAUUUGUUACAACAAUCAGACGUACUUGUUCAAAUCCUCCUUCCUUAUUGACUUUGGUUCCCUUAACUCCACUCAGAUCAGUGCAGCUCAGAUCUCGUUGGUGAACUACAUGAACUCUACCCGUGGAACCAUCGCGUAUUUUGAGAACGUCAACACCUUGUGGUUACUUGCAUCGGAGUUGUCUUUGGCCCUUACUGAUUUGAACUAUUUCACGAAUAAUUACAACCCUACAUCAAACACGGUGACUACAUCAAACACGGUGACUGCGGCGACAAGACGGCUUCUCGAGGAGGAACUUGAGUCCGAUCUUGUGCUGGGCCUUCGAAGUCUCAGUAGGCCAAUUGCGACAGCUGAGGAUUUGAGCUCUUUCGACAUUCGUGUAGUUGGCUCUAGCUCUACCCCUGCACUGAAAGCGACGCCGAAGGCAGUCUGCAUUUUCACGUAUCUUCUUGCUUCGCAGGACAAUCCAUACCCCUGUCACAGGAACCGCAUUUCUGUGAUGUUCGAAACCAGUGCAAAACUUGCAAAAGGUACCAAGUUGACCAUCAUGGGUCUGACGAGUGUGGUGACUCGCGAUGGCGUGAUGGCGGAUCUCUUCGUUUCCCACGAUCAAGUGCUUCCAACCUCCGGCAAUUACAGCGCUGCUAGUGGUAUGCUCGUCUUCGCCUUAGCUGGCGAUUCCGCUCAAGAUACGAGGUACACGGUUGCGUUUGACGUGAUCAAUCCAACCGCCGAAGGCCCUGGCAGCUCCGUUCGCUUGCUGAGAAGUGCUGCAACCUUGUACAUACAGGCAGACAAGCUGUGUAUCACACAAGCCAUGAUUCCCAACGACUACUCAACCUGUCUGAGGAGCAAGUAUGGAAUUCAGGGAGCUCGAGCGGGGGAUGCCGCACCUUUGGUGGUCUUCCGUGGCUUCUUCAGCUACAAGAGGAUCGGCCAGUCUUCUCCCUACCAGGGAGCCCAGAACACCAUCACGGUCACUCUAGCUUCGACUGUUCCAAUUCCACCAACUUGCAACGACCAGACCGUGAAGAUCAAGAUUUCCAACCUCCUGGCAACAACCAACGGCGUCGCAUCUGGUCCUGUUGCUCUUACACCGAUGCGCGGCAAAUGCAGCGGACGUGAAAGCGAUCCCUUGGCCUUCAAGAGCAUCGAUGGUCAAGUGGGAUACGGCUCGUGGGACAACUCCAGUACUGCCUCCCUCACGCUCGUUCCUCAGAUAGUCACUGUACCUGCACAUGAGUAUGUUAUCUCCUUCCGCAUGAAGAAUCCCAACGGACAGCAUAGCGCUCAGUCUGUUUCUAUUUCCUGCGAUGCCAUGAACAUCUCAGCUGCACCCAUGGACUUCGAUCAAACGCUCUCGUGCUGUUCCACUUUGUCGGCUACCAAAUGCCUUCUCAGCACAGAACUGGUGGAGUACUCAAAGCCUUUCAACCUCCUCAGAGCAAAACUCUGCUACCUUAGGAUGACUCAGAGCAGUACGUUCCCUUGCGGCAAAAACUGCAUCAGUUUGAAUUUCAUUGUGAACGUUGCUUUGACAGAAGGGACUGCUUUCACAAUCAGUGGACUUCCUGGACUGACAUGGACAAGCUCGAAUGUCAGCAUUGCGGAUGGUUCCGGUGGACUCAACCACCAAGACUUGUUCAAGGACAGCACGAAUACAGUUGGACAAGCUCAAUGGCUAUCGUCAUCUUCAUCAAACAGUUUAACGAUGUCUGUUGCCACUCCUUUGGACAGUGAGAUUGAGUACAAGGUCAAAUUCUGUCUUUAUAACGUACCAACGCCCAGCUCGUAUUCAUCUGCAACGCUCAGCAUCGCUGUUGGCAGCGGCAUCUCGAUGUCAUCUAUAGAUACAUCUAUCAACCGCGUUUUUGCAGCCAAGGUAACCAGCGCAACGUUUUCGUCAACUUCAUCGAAAACCUGCGAUCAGAAUCAGAUUAGUAUGACCUUGUCUCUGAAUGUUCCGCUGUAUGAGAGAUGCCCUCUUACAAUCACGCUGGCUGGUCUCGAUAGAAUUUAUCGACCCUACGAUCCGAUGACAGGCCAAAUGAGCAGUGAUGCUGUUCUGUUCAACUCCUCCACUGCAGGAAACUCCAUUACCUACUCGAUGACUUCUGUCAAUUUGACUUUGAGGGCACAUUUUCAACCUGACGAAUACAGUUCGGGCACUAGUCUCACAGAAUGGAGUUACCCAAUCAAGUUCAACAUCAGCAAUCCAUCGUGUUCACGCGGAGAUCCAUCUCCAUCUUUAACUUUGAUCUAUGGUGGUGUGCAAGCAAUCACGAGGUUGACCCUUCAGACAUCAUCUGCGUUUAGGGUCAAUAAUGUUGGCUUCAUGGCUUAUGCAACAUACUCUUCGGUUGAUUACUGUCACCAGAAUUCAAUAUCAUUCGCAAUCAUUCCAAAUCAAGAUCUCUAUCCGUUCUGCCAGGACAAGGUCAGGGUAUUCAAGUUGUCUCGUAUUCCAGCUCAAUCUGGUUACUUGAAUCAAUCAGUCACGUUGGGUUACAGCACAUCUACCAUCAUGUAUUGGGACUCAUCUCAGUACAUGAAUAUCUCCCUUGAUAAGUUCUCAACUUACAUCCAACAGGCAGGAACGGUCUUUGUGAAUUUCUCUGUGUACAAUGUUGAAUAUGGACAAAAUUCGAAUCCUCGUUUGAGCUUUGACUGUGACGUUGUGAACGACAUAUCCAUCACUUGGGGCGAGUUAGUGAUUCAGAGCUACAUCAAGAUAUCGAACCCCUUCCCUUGCGGCAUCAACACCCUCACCUUCAACUUCACCUCCAACAUGGACAUCCUCGGCACCUGCGGCAACGACUACUCCGCCCAAGUCUACCCGACCAUCACCUUGUCGGGCCUGUCCGACUUCAGCACCCCGUCGCAGAACUUCACCAUGUACGCGGUGCCGUCCAGCGGUACGACAGUGACGAUCACGGCGACGUGGGACAAGAGCGCGUCCAAGAUGAUGCUGACACCGACGGGGACUUUGAACAAGAACGUGGAGUACACGAUCGAGUUCAACCUCACCAACAACGAAAUGGGAGGGUCCACUGGUCGUGAUCCAAGGGUACAUGUCAGUAAGAUGGAAGCAUCAGGUUAUGUUCACAAUGUUCGUCGUGACUUUAUCGACAUCAUCACUCCUGUAUUCCGUUCUGUCGUCGCCAACCAGUCAUCCUUCUAUCCCUGCGACGACAACACCAUCACCGUCGUCUUCACUAGCAACGUCCCCUACCACUGCGACACGCGCUUCUCUCUCACCGGCGCGCAGGUUGCUUCGGCCAACAGCCCGACGCUCGACGGAGAGAGCGUGGCGGUGCAGACGGACGGGACGAGCUCGUUGCAGUUCAACAUCAGCGGGCGGCAGGAGAUCUACCAGACCGGCUGCUCGGGCUACUGGCAGGAUCUUGCAUGCACGAGGGUGCUCCGGGUGCCGUACGUGAACCCUGCCAACCGUGUAGAGUCUGGCUUCUGGAAGCUGACGGCAAGAACUCCGUUCUCCUGGUCUUACAAUCAGAGCGCCGUGGAGUCUGUGACCCUGUAUACCAAUCAACUGUAUUGGGACUCAUCCUUCACUUUUUCGUCCUCCCAGGCGUAUCAGCGCCUCACUUUCCUCGCUCAAGUCAGAUUCGUCGCUACGGCGGUCCAGAGCUCGCCGUUCCCUUGCGACAACAACACCAUCGGAGUCAAGGUCACGACCAACGUGCCGCUGCGGAAGGGAUGCUACCCAAUGAUCACCUUGAGCGGCCUCACAGGAAGCGUCACGGCCGACACGAGCUUGACCGUGACGCUGACGGGCGCUCGAGGAGGACAGCUAUCGGGGGCGAUCCAGGGCACUUGGAUGAAGACUGAUGGCAGGCUUUUGUUGAACCUGACACACUCGGUAGCAUCAGCGACUUCGGAUGUGUACAACGUAUCCUUCAGCUUCGGGCUGAAGAACCCAGGAAGCCAUGCAAGUUGCAAUCCAUUGUCAAUGACUGUGAGUUUCGGAAACGAUGCGAACAAAGCAGGUAAUAGUGUUCAGCUGAUCAACGAUACAGCCACUGUAUUCGACACUUCCACUCUGAUGGAUGGCACAUCUGAUCUACAAAAUCGUAUGUCUGGUACUAUUUCUCUUCCAGUUGGCGCUGCUUGCCCCUUGUACAUCCAAACAUUCAGCUUUGUUUACUAUUCAAUUUAUCUGAGCUCCACAAACCCCUGUGCCUCUGACACGGUGACAUUGAGCUUCGCGACCACCACUCCUGUGUUUGGCCAAUGUUACGAUUCAACCUUCUCUACAAUCUCAGUGACAGGCUUGAAUGCUUUCCAGACCAAUACAUCCCUUGAUGCUCCAGUUCUUACAGGAGUUCUGCAGGGCAGUGCGAACACUUACUGGUUGCAAGGAGACUCCUACUCCAUCGAAACAAAACCUGAAUACUUGGGAUGGCUGAAGGCGCAGGAGGCUUACAACAUCACCUUCACGAGGUUGAACAACAUCAACGUUGCUACUACAAGCACUCGUCUUGCGGGAUCUUCCCUCAGCACAAGUAUAACCUUGAAGAGCACAACAUCCUCAACAAUAACCAGAACUUACAGCUUUCCUUACUUGAUUGUGACAUACGAUGUGAAAAUCUCGAACCCCUUCCCCUGCGGCAUCAACACCCUCACCUUCAACUUCACCUCCAACAUGGACAUCCUCGGCACCUGCGGCAACGACUACUCCGCCCAAGUCUACCCGACCAUCACCUUGUCGGGCCUGUCCGACUUCAGCACCCCGUCGCAGAACUUCACCAUGUACGCGGUGCCGUCCAGCGGUACGACAGUGACGAUCACGGCGACGUGGGACAAGAGCGCGUCCAAGAUGAUGCUGACACCGACGGGGACUUUGAACAAGAACGUGGAGUACACGAUCGAGUUCAACCUCACCAACAUUGAAAACGCAUCACUGAUCGUAUUCCAGGGUCGAACUAACAACAAUGAUCUCAACGUCAUCACUCCUGUAUUCCGUUCUGUCGUUGCCAACCAGUCAUCGUUCUAUCCCUGCGACGACAACACCAUCACCGUCGUCUUCACUAGCAACGUCCCCUACCACUGCGACACGCGCUUCUCUCUCGACGGCGUAAAGGUUGCUUCGGCCAACAGCCCGACGCUCGACGGAGAGAGCGUGGCGGUGCAGACGGACGGGACGAGCUCGUUGCAGUUCAACAUCAGCGGGCGGCAGGAGAUCUACCAGACCGGCUGCUCGGGCUACUGGCAGGAUCUUGCAUGCACGAGGGUGCUCCGGGUGCCGUACGUGAACCCUGCAAGCCGUACACAGUUAAACACCUGGAAGCUGACGGCAACAAACCCGUUCGUAUGGACUAUGGGUGACAUCACGACUACUGUAUCUGAUACAUACCUAACCGUCAAUCGAGAAAUGUGGGGCUCACCCCCCCAGAUCCCAUCCCAGGCGUAUCAGAGUCUUUCCUUCCUCGCUCAAGUCAGAUUCGUCGCUACGGCGGUCCAGAGCUCGCCGUUCCCUUGCGACAACAACACCAUCGGAGUCAAGGUCACGACCAACGUGCCGCUGCGGAAGGGAUGCUACCCAAUGAUCACCUUGAUCGGCCUCACAGGAAGCGACACGAAUAGCACGAGCUUGACCGUGAACCUCACGGGCGCUCGAGGAGGACAGCUAUCGGGGGCGAUCCAGGGCACUUGGAUGAAGACUGAUGGCAAGCUUGAGUUGAACCUGACCGACUCGGUAGCAUCAGCGACGUCGGAUGUGUACAGUGUGUCUUUCAGCUUCGGGCUGAAGAACAGAGGGGAGACACGUUUAUGCUACAAUCCCGCGAUGAUCGUGGCAUUCAUGCAGAACUCUUACAGCGAUAGUGUUGUGGUUACCAGAGCGGCUACCGUUUACAAUUCGGACCUUGCUGAAACAUCGUUCAGUGGCUCGUUGGUGGGAACCACCUCGUACUACCAGACUCCUCAAACGAAUGAUGCAUGUCCGCUGUAUAUUCGGCAGUUCCUGGUGGAGUCAUUGAAUUAUGUUACCAGCGACUAUCCCUGCGACGACAACACUGUUACCUUCCAGUUCAGGUCAAAUGUUCCCGUGAUGGCCCAGUGCACGGGUUCUCAAUACUCCCAGUUGAAGAUCGAAGGUCUCAGCAUAUUCCAGUCUGGACCGGCAGUUGCGUUCAGCACAACCCCAGAUGUUGCGACUGUGUCGUGGACGAACAAUAACAGCAUCUCCCUUACUCCUCUUGGGGGCCAAUGGUUGAUGGCAGCGACUUGGUACAACGUCACCUUCACCCGCAAGAAUGUCCACAACUCUGCAAGGAUGUAUCCAACUAUCAGAAGAGCAGAUCAAGGUUCCACACCCGUACUACGUUAUGUUCCUGGCAAAGGAAAUUAUCCCUACUCUGAGAUAAUGAAGAUGGAAUUUGUAUCGCCCAGUAUCACGAGCUCAAGUCAAUAUCCUUGCGACAACAACAAUCUCCAGAUUCAGCUACAGUUCAACAUUCCUCUCCUGAAAUGUCAGGACAACGGCGAUAGGUGGCCGAGAAUCACUCUGUCUGGUUUGAGUCCUUUCACUAGUGACACUACGGUCUUGAGUGUGUCUGCUAAAACGGCAUCCAGCUCCUUCGACCAGUUUAGUGCCAAUUGGACCGAAUCCAGCAAGCGCAUCGUGUUUGACUUCCAGCAGAACCUGGCUGUUAACACAAUUCUUUACGUCAACGUUUCUGUCGUCAAUUCAGACAACUGGCUGAUGACUUGGUCCCCCAGGCUUACCGCAGAUACAGUCGACUACUAUUCAACCACAGCCAUUACUACAUCCCCGUACAGCGAUGUGCUGAUUCAACCGUAUGUUCAAGGUUUCUCGUUCAGUCAGACUUCCCAGAUUCCAUGUGACUCAACCAUUCUUGGGAUUACAGUUCAGACCAAUGUUCCGCUGCCUGCUCGUUGCAAGCCAGUGAUGGAGUUUCGAUUCGGUAAGUUACGUACGUCAUUUGUUGUCGAGGGAGCCCAGUCAAGCAUUGUGAGUGGUAACGUGAUCAAAGCUGCUGUUUCAGGAAGUUCCUUUUUCACUUACGUGAAUCUGUCCUUCACAAAUCCGUCAUACGCCACGUCAGACAGUCUUGUUGUCAAUCCUUAUUUCAACACGACAGCGACUGGAUUAUACUGGGUUGGAGCAGAUAGCUCUAUCCCUACUACUUCGAUGUACACUGUGAGGACUCCAACCGUGACUGUAACUCAAGUAUUCUCGUCGUACUAUCCUUGUGAACAGAAUAUUUUGACUAUCGGUCUGAGUACAGACCAAAGGAUUGUGAGACAAUGCAGUUCUGAUUUUACGCAAGUCAGAAUCACAAUUAGUGCUCUGAGCUCUUGGUUUGACUUUGUGAACUCAGUUCCAGUCUCGCAAGCAGGUUCUGUGAUCGCGUAUGCAAACAUGACAGGCAACCAGAUCAACAUCACCUUACAAGAAGACAUUCCUCUACCGGGCUACACAUUCAACCUCACUUUGCGCAAUAAAGUCAGGCCGAUCUUAUCCACCAACAACCUGAAUUUGAACUAUGAAUUGUAUCCGAUCAUCGCUAACCUGGCGACCAAGGACUUUUCACAAAAGAACCCGCUGGAUAUGUCGAGCACGUGCCUCUACCAAGCUACACCGAACCCUGGAGUCUCCAACACAUUGACGUUCAGAUUCAGGAUGCAAACUGCCUUGUUGACGGAGUGCAGUCCCGUGCUGAGGGUGAGUAUUGGACAAGACCUGUGCGGACUCUCCUCUGCAAUGGGUGACCAAAACUUUAACUUGACUUAUGCUUCCUCGGACAAGACUCUGUCGUUGACCCCCAUCCGCAACAUUGAUGGAACUACGGAGUUCAAUGUUACCUUUACCAACCCCUUGACACAGCAGAAUGCUCCGAUGAUCGCUUAUUCGAUGCUUCUUAACGGAGUCAGCUACUUUGCGAACCAGAGGAUAUAUCUUUGUAGCGAGAAGUACAGCCUGGACAACUACAUGGACUACAAAGCUUUGAUGGUAGACAGCCCUAAAUUCCUACUGGUUACUGCAAACAGCUCAGCGACAACUUUUGUUCUUCAGUUCAAGUUCAACUUCAACUUGUGCGCUAAUGGAUACAUUAUUGUUGAAGGGUUCAACUAUGCCAGCACGGUGCAAGGAUCGUCCACAUCGAGCUCCAUUCAGAGUGUACAGGCCUCGGGAGGAUUGCUCACGAUUGCUCUAACACCUGGACAGUGUAUCCCAGCUCAGGAACUUGUGACCGUUUAUCAACCGGUUACAGAUGGAAGGUAUCCCAUCAGCUUCCUGGCCAUCCGGGCCAACGGUUACAUCCAGAAUUCCUGCGGAGCAAAACGAUUCUAUGACCUCCCUCUGUUCACUGUUGACACCUCGUCCAUCACAGCUACCUGGUAUUCUUAUUGGCAAUCCCUCAAGUCCUCUGGCAACCUGCCCAGUGGGGUCAGUCUGCCAAGCGCACCUGGAAGCACCAGUGCAACAGUCUGUUCGACUUGCGUCGAGUCUCAGGCCGAUUACACUUACAACAUCACUCUUCAGUUCCGUUGCGAUGCUAGCAAGGUCCAACGCUCCCAGCUUGAGACGGGAAUCGACAGUCUGCUCUGCAAGAGUUCCACUUGCUCGGUUGUGGCUUCAAAGAUAACAAGCAUGUCCUAUGAUAACACGUAUUCCCUGCUUGUUUCUCGUUCAUGGUACACGGCUGAUCAGGCUGCUGCAUUCCUCCGCAGUAUCUCGCAAGACAGCUACUUCCAAUCGCAGUUUGGUGAGGGAAUCUGCUUCCCCGUGAUCACCACGUUCUCCCUGGGAUCCGCAAACUAUGAUUGCGCCUCGUCUGGAGCUUGCACUGGCUUCACUCAGAUCAGCUUUGGAGCCAUAAGUUUUGGAGGAGCACAAGCUAUCAGCUCCAUGUCGUUGUAUGAGCAGAGCGUGAUCAUGAAGUUUAUCGCUGACAGCUUUGGCAUGAACAUGAUGGACAUCUCUGUUGAGUUCGCAGCUGGUGGAACCUUGUCAGUCAUUUACUCGAAUGCGGCCGCAGCUGCAGCUGCAGCUGCAGCCAACUCUACAGCGUCGUCGUCAUCGUCCUCGUCCUCGGAAGUCUUGCUGGCCACGUCAAUCGAACAGUUCAAGUCACAAGUCAUCGGCGGGAUCCGUAGUGCGAAGAAUAUCGCAAACAAUGUUUCAGUGUCUUACCAGGUGGCUGUUGCUGAUUUGACAACUGCGCCACUUCCGGUUCCGAGCACCUCCGGCACCUCGUCUACUACCAGCGGAACGUCGGGUGGAACAUCGUCGGGUGGAACAUCGUCGGGUGGAACAUCAACCAGCACUUCGACAUCGACUUCUCUUCCUCCCGGCACUCCACCCGGUGCUCCUUCGCCUGUCCCUGGAGGAAGCUGUGCGCCGCAGCCCCAACUGUCGUACGCGACCACCGUGGUACCAGCACCGAAUGUCACUAUAGCCACACCGACGACCACGGAGACUGUUGCUCCUGUUACACCCACGAUCAACUUUGUGAACAUCACUCAGUCGUCCUUCUACCCUUGUGAGAACAACACCAUCUCGGUGUGCUUCUCCGUGAAUGUGUUGAUGGAUAAGACGACAGCAACUGACCUCGCUGGUGAGACCGUGUCCACGUAUUCCAACAUCUCCAUCACUGGCUUCGGAGGAGCAUACAUGCUCUACGACGGUGUGACCGGACCGACUGGCAUUACCUUCUUAUCUCGCGACUCUGAUCGCUUGAUUCUCAACGUGGAGAACCUUGGGAAUACCACCCACCACUGCGUCUCUUUUGUGGUCAAGAACCCCGAGCUUCAGGCCUGCAAGAACCUCUCUAUCAACGCGUACUGGCAGAAUUUGCAAGGGAACAACACGGCAACAGCCAAGCUUGUGCCUGGAAUCAGCGGAACGGUCUGUGGCAAGAAUGCGAACAGCAACUUGUGCUCGUUGAACUCUGUCAGCCCCGUGUUGGACCUGUUGACUAUUUCUCACUCCACUAUCAACCCUUGCAUGUACACUGACCUGGUUGUCAAGUUUAAGCUUAAUGCUCCACUCCACGCAUGUCAGCCAGGAAAUGUCGUUCUGACCCUCAGUGGCCUGCAGAACACUCUCACGACAGCAACCAACAACGCAGCAACCGACAUCUCAUUGCUCCUCAAUGGUCUCGCCGUGAACGGCAACUUGAGCACGGAUGGUCUUUUGCGUCUUGACGUUCCUUCGACCAUGUCUACAUCAGCUGAAACCUGCACCGUGCAGAACAUCACCUUCAGGUUGUUGAAUUUGAACACCUCGAGGAACGGCGCCACAGUACAAGGCGACUUCUCCAAGGCCUUCCCGUCCCUCGCCGUCACGACUGCACAGAAGGAGGGCACAAAUGAUCCACUGGCUGUCAGCUCUGUCACCCUUCAAGUGUUGAUGGCACAGAACAACUCAUGGCCCGGAAGUCUCAACAUGAUCACUGUGACCUUGAAGUCUAACAUGGUCUUGCCUGUGCAGUGCCGCACUACUUUGGUGAUUAACAACUUGGACGGAGCUUGCUUCGAGAACGUGUGUGUGGGUACCGGAAACCUCACUCUCAUUGGUACCAGCGCAUUCAAUGCUGUUUGGAAGAGUGAGCUUGUGUCGGCCUCUACAAGGUCUUCUGUCACCCUUGCAGUUGUUGGCUCUGACCUCGACACCAACAUCAACCCACUCACCUUCUCCUUCAUCAUCAACAACCCAGUCAAGGCCCAGGGCUCCCCGAAAGUCAUCGUCACAGGCCGUGGCGUUGAAGUGGUGCAACGGACGGCUGAGAUGAACCUGACCUCAAUCCUUCCGAACCCGUGCUCCGAUGCAGACUUCAUCUGCGAUCACGUCGCAGGAGACGCUGCUGUUCUCAAGGUAGAUGAUCCGAUGUUCCUCCAGACGGGUGUCGAGCAAUCGAACCCCUACCCAGGAAUGACCAACACGAUCUCGGUGGUCCUGCGCUCGAACAUCCCGUUGACCGAUCGAUCCAUCAUUACCUUGUCGGCCUUGUCUGGCAGCCAGACGCCAUCUGGAUCCGCUCUUGUGUUCUCCGGCGACACUUCGAACUUCGGCUCGAAGGUCUGGGACAAAGAGACUGAGAAGCUGACGUUGACGGUCAGCGGUACCAUCAAGGAAGGUACCAAGUUGUCCUUCAGCUUCCAGCUCAAGAAUGGAGUCUGCGGGCAGGACUCGCCAUCUGUGUGCGUGAGAGUCAGCAGAAUCUCGGCGCCAUGUAACCGAUGCGCUUACGGUCAGUGCGGACAGUGUGUGGCGAUCGCUCGUCAAAUGCUCCAGCGCAACAAGACGAAGAUCUUCGACUACGGAAUGGCCCAGUGCAACUAUACCAAUUAUGACCCGUCAGCAACAGUCCAGUACGGGAGGGCGUACGCAGAAGAUUCUUAUCCUCUCCGAAUCUUCUCUCCUGCAUUCAUCAUGCUCAAAGACUCCAUCGGCCAGAGCACUUUCUCGCCAGCAAUGAACAACACGAUCUCGGUGACCCUGGCGUUGAACACCGCCUUGUUGGCCAACCAGCAGAUCACACUCCACGGUCUCAAUUAUGGCUCAGGCACCAUGAACGUCGCCAUUGAGAAUGUAAGCUCUAUCGUGGAGUCGGACUGCUAUGGAUCUGCUGCAGUCUUCAAACCUACAGGUUCGUACCAGAAUGGGCAGUUGGUCAUCACUGCGCAGUCCCAGACUGUGCCGGGCAAGAAGUAUGCCUUCCAGUUCACUUUGCUCAACCCAACUUGCAAUCAGUCCAUGUCAACCGUGUGGGUCGACGGAAGUUGCGCGCCCCGCAUGGAUCUGAAUGCAACCGUGGGAUCGGAGCCGAACUACGUGAGGCAACCGAUGUUCAUGGAGUCGUACAUCUGGCAGGAGACUCCUUUGCCGUCCGUUAGCAACGUGAUCCACGUGAACUUCUCUUCGAAUGUCGACAUUCCUAGCGGCAAGACAUUGACAAUCAACGGCUUGUACCGCACCAUGACGCCCCAGUCAUCCCUUGCGCUGUCUUCCAACUAUCAGGUGGAGAGCUGGAGCAACGGCAGGCUCGUGAUCAGGACCACCACAACUCUGGAUCGCUCGACGUACCAUCACUUCACCUUCACUCUGAUGAAUCCAGAUUGCUGCCAAGAUCCGACCGAUGUCAUCACGCUGUCUGCAGGCUACGCAUGCUUCAGUCCGAUUAACCUUGUCAAACGGCAGUCUAAGACCCUCCUCUCGAACAUCAAGGAUGGAGCCGAUGUCGAGUCGAAGCCUCUCUACGUUCGUUGCGCGCAGUUUGACGUUGCCCAGAUCUCAUCAGACACUGACAUGCCCUGUGUUGACGCCAACAUCACGGUCACGAUCAAGAUUAACGUCGCUCUUACCUCUGCCAACAACAUCUCCUUCACCAUCCGCGGACUCGCCAACACCCUCACAACGGUGCCACCCCCGGGUGCAGCAACGACUGUGAACAACACCAACAUCACGAUCCCUCCCAAGCUGACCAACAUCACCAUGCUCAACAUCAGUUCCAACGGAGUCUUCGAGAGCCCUGCAGCAUUCAACACGGUGACCGGUGAGCUGGUGUUGGUUGUGGUGCAGGAUGUUGGUUACUCCGAAACUGUAUCCGCCUCCUUUGUGCUGAUCAAUCCAAAGAAACCAGGAGCUUCCUCGUUCGAGAUCGUUCCCCAGCAUGUCUGCAACCUCACCAAAUCUAGUCUCACGGCUGCCAACCCCGUGCUAAAUGUCGCGCAAGGUUACUUCAUGAGGGUGUAUGCAUCGCAGAUAACUGAAGUUCCCUGCGCUGCCAACACCAUCACUGUCACAUUCAAAUCCAGUGUACAGCUCUCUGGCUCGAAGUAUCACUGCAACACCAAGAUCUACAUGUACGGGUUGGACGGGGCUUGUGUCAACGGUACAGAUGUCUCGGGAGUGAACGGCACAAUUCUCCCACAGAAGGAGCUGACUAUCGCCGGGGCUGGUGCUAGCAAGAUCAGCUCGAUGCUCUUCUACCCUGACACCAGGAUGUUCACUCUGCAACUCACUGGAGAUGUGAUGGCGAAGGAAGAAAUCGUGUUCUCGUUCGAUGUCAAGAAUCCCCCGUACGCACAGACUGCUCCAGACAUCUACAUGAAUUCCACUGACGUCGACAUCUCUACCGUCAAGAUCUCAAGGCCCAGCGACUCACAGAUCACCAACUAUGCCCAGGAUCCGCUUGAUGUCAAGGUACCAAAGUUCACCAAGAAGACCAUCGGACAGUCAACGGCUUAUCCGGGAGCUCAGAACGUCCUGACGGUGACUCUCCAGGCUAACGUGGACCUCGAGCCAGGCAGCGUCAUCAUCUUGGCCUCCUUCGGCAAAGCCAACGCCACUGACGGUACCUUGGCUCUCUCCAACGUCGGCGACUUGAACUCCACGUCAUAUUUCUCCGACCGUGUUGGUGGUACCGCUAACCAGGCGCUCUGGAAUGAACUUGACAAGAACCUCAAGCUGUUUGUCUUGACGAAGAUUCCCAGUGGCACGGACCUGAAGUUCAAGUUCACCCUGACCAACCCAACCUGCCGUCAAAACGCUGCUAAGAUUUGCGUGCGUGCCCGUGCGGUGUGCACGUGUGACCAGAACCUUGUGAUCGCAAGGAGAAUCAUGGACCAGGACACGCAGAACAGCGGGGACUGCAACUCUCGUCUUGGAGAUGCCGCCCCCUUGUUGAUCAGACCAUCCAACAUCUUGAACGCAACGAUCCAACAGAGUUCACACUACCCACUGAAGAGCAACAGCAUCACAAUCUCUUUCUACCUCCAGGCCACCAUCAGAGCAUCUCAGAAGCUCCGUAUUACCAACUUGAAACAAGCUCUGGCUCCCGACGCUCCGCUCCCAUCAUCACUCACGUUGGGUGGUAGCAGUGUCUCUGGUGCAUCUUGGAGUGCCAACGACCUUUUGGUUCCGGUCGCCUCUGAUCUAGCCUCUUGCACCAGCCAUACCAUCACGUUCACGGUCACCAACGGCAAGUGCUACAAGGACGCGAUACCGCUCAACAUCUCACUCGUCGAUUCCUGCGAGCCUCAGACUCCGUUGCAGCCUCAGCAGUUGCAAGAAUGCGGACUCAUCUCCACUCCAUUCCAGGUCCACGGCAGCUGCGACAGCUUGUCAACUACAGCCAAGUUCACGACGUACAAUGUGUCCCAGUCGUCUUCCUACCCUGGCUGCGCGAAUGUUAUCACUGUGAGCUUCCAGACUACUGUCCCCAUCCUGGUCUCAGCUGGUCAGAGGCUGGAGCUCUCGUUGAACUUCGACAAGUUCUGCUUCCAGGACAUCACCUGGAACAUGUCUGGUGAUCCCAACAUUGGCAGAGUCACAUUGGACAACGCUGCCUUCUCUAGCAACGAGGCUUACUGGUACAAGUCCAGCAUGAAGAUGAUACUGAACAUCACGCAAGACAUCGAUGCUUGCACCAUGUACAACUUCUCCUUCACCAUCAUCAACAACUACACGGCGUCCCAGGCCCAGACGAUCCAAAUGAGGACCUUGGGCGAGGUCACCCUACCCUCGGUCAACCUGCUUUCCCCUGCUGACAAGAUCUCCAGCCUCCCGAGCUCGGAGGCUGGAGAUCGUGCACCGUUCAAGGUCUUGAGCCCCGUUUUCAUCACCAAGAAGAUCAAUCAGAACAAUCCCCACCCAGGCGCGGACAACACGAUCAAUGUAACUUUCGCCGUGUCCGGAAAGCUCAGCAACGGCACUCGAAUCUACAUCUCGAACCUUGAUGGGGCUGUGGCAGCGGAUGGCGAUAUCACCUUGUCAGGAGACAGCGCUUCCUACUUCAACAGCCUCCCGGGAACUUCCAGCAAGGGUACCUGGGUGAACUGUGAGAAGGUGCUGAUCCUCGUGCUGAAUCGUGACGUGUGUGAUGGCACCGACCUCAAGAUUUCCUUUAAAGUGAAGAACCCUGUCGACCCUCAGGUGUGUGUCGAUGCCAAGAUCAACGCCACGGGCAUCAGAAACUGCCAGGGCGCCAUGUUCAACAUCGGCUCUACCAUGAUGGACAAGGAUACCUCAGAGCUCACGACCAUCUCUGGCGCUGGUUACGGAGACGCCUGCGCGCUUGUUGUCUGGCCAGCAGCGUUCUGUGUCAAGAGCAUUGGUCAGUCGUCCUCCACUCCUUGCGAAGUCAACACCAUCACCGUCACUAUCGCCACCAACGUUCCAUUCCCCAGCUCCAUCACCUGGCCCGAUGGCAGCCCUAUGACUUACCCGAGCAUCAGGCUCCUCGGGUUCUCGGGCGCGAGAGUGAGCAGCACCAACGGAAUGAUCGACGUUGCUGGCGCUUCCUCCUCGACGUUCCGUGGGUCUAAGACUAGCAAUGACGCCAAGGCCUUUGUCGAGACCAUCGGGGCGAAGUUGGCCGUGACGGUCUACAUCGCUAGCAACGACUGCUGCCAGCCCAACUCCAACAAAACCUCGUUUGUCUUCACGUUCGACGUUAUCAACCCUAAGGUGAAGCCGGCGAUCCUGGAGGCAGUUAGCAUCGAAGCUACCGGCAUCCCCAUCAUCAUCAGCUCCAUGAACGAUGUGUUGGAUAGCAGGCCAAUGAACAUCCAGUCGCCCGCCUUCUCCGUCAACACCAUCACGCAGAGCUCGAGCUACCCUUGCGCUAGCAACACCAUCACCGUCCAGUUCUCGCUCACUAAGCCGAUUGGAACAUCUUGCUCGGACUUGAGGCUCAUCAUCAGCAACGUGGGCAUCCCAUCCCAGCCCCUCCCGUCCGUUACCGCAGGGUCAAGCUUCCUUGCUGCACCGGAUUGGAAGGUCAACGUGUCUAACGGCUACUGGAACAACGCGUCGGUGGAGUUCAAGCUGAAUUCCUUGGAUGCUUCGACCACCGUCACCAUCCAGUUCCAGCUGACCAACUCGCACAUCCCAGCAGUCAACCACCUGAUCCGCAACAUCAGCAUCCCAGGAGUCGUCAAGGACUCUCCAGCUCUGCAGGUUUCCACCGGCCACAACCCAUUGACCGUAGUCGCGCCUGAGUUCAUGGACAGCAACUCCGUCCAGACCGUGCCUUACCCCUCGACCCCGAACACCAUUAGCAUCUCUCUGAGGGCGAACGUGCUGCUCGGAACCGCUUGCAAGACCACGAUCACGAUCGCUGGUUUCACAGGUAUCUGCAUCACCGACGUUCCUAACAGCGUGACUGUGAACAUCCCGAGCGUGUCUGACAGCAACGUGACCAAGCGCUGGGAUUCCACCACCUCAUCGCUGGUUGUUGAAAUCGACGCUCGCUCGACCGUGACAGGAAGUGACAACAUGAAUGUUAGCAUCUCGGUCACCAACCCGUCAUCCUCCCAGCCCGCCCCAUCGCUCACCGUCUCUGGUGCGAUCGUGCCAACUUCCGGGGUUCCUACUCAGUACAGUCCGUCCCCUUACAAGUUGAAGCAGAACGCGGCCGGAGUCAUCCCCAGCGCCGUGGUGUACGCGGGUACAGCACAGGAUGGCGUUCCUCUCGAAGUCCGCGGCUCUGCCAGCUUUGUAACCAAGACCAUCUCACAGUCGUCCGCAGAGCCUGGAGGCUCCAACGUCAUCACCGUCACCUUCCAGACCAGCGUUCCUCUCACUCAGAGCUCUCUCAUCACUCUCAGUGGCUUCAAACCCCUUGGAACCGUCAGCCUCACUGCAACUGGCUUCGAUCUUGACAGCUCGAGCACCAACACUAGUGUAGUGAUCAAGAGGAGCUCUGGUUCAGGAGCAACGGUUGCUGGUACUAACUACACUCUGCAACUGGGCGUGACCAAUCCCACCAAGCAUACGCUCAGCCCCGUCAUCUACAUCGAGACCAGCGAGAUUGCAACCAUUCGAUCGCCGUUGGACGUCAUCCGCGUACCUACCAACAUCACGGAUAUGCAAGGCAACAGUGUCACGGCACCGCUCAACUACUCCGAUCCUCAGUUCGUGGACCAUCCGCGCCUGUACCUCGGUUUGGGCUAUCAGGACUCCGCUGGCACCCCCAACAACGUUCAGCCCUUCUCGAUCGAUUUCAAGAGCAACAUCGAUAUCGCGUCCACCACGGCCAACCCAGUCUACGUGGUUGUGUACCCCAUCGUGGGAGUCAAGUCGCUUGUCAGUGUAGCGGGCGAUGCAGUUGAGAACUGCACUUCCUGCUCCGCUAGUCUCGCUGAGCUCAAGGACACAGAGCUCAGGAUGAAAGUCAAGUCCAUCACCAAGGACAGCACCAACACCAUCACCGUCCAGGUCAAGAACGGCAUGCAAGCGCAGGACGGACAGGCUCUUAGCUUGAAGAUCGUGUCUCCAACCCAGGACUUGGACUUCUUCCCCAUCCCUCUCGGCAAGAAGACGGACAAGAUCCUGCCGUUGGCGAUCAAGCCCAGCGUCUCCUUCACCACCAAGAGCAUCGGCAUCCUCUCUGCCAACACUCCGCCGGGCGCCACCAACACCAUCAGCGUGACCGUGCAGCCGGCGUACCCGCUCUUGGGAGACGACAUGUCUGAGAUCACCAUCAGUGGUCUGGUCGGUGCCUACAACGAGGACGGCCUCCUCCCGCUUUUGAAGGGAACCCCAACCUUCAAGUCCAACGCUCGUUGGAGUAAGAACAGCGGCACCGUCGUUGUGUCCGUGGCUGCCGGCAAGACCGUGUCGAGCACCAACACCACCGAGUUCUCCUUCGACCUCAUGAGCCCCAUGUACGAACAGGAUGGCACCAACAAGGUCUACAUCUCAGCGUCUGGCAGCAACCCGUACAGCCUGAGCGACAUGACCGUCGCCUCGAACCUGUACUUCUUCAAGGUCGUCAGCGCUAGCUUCAGCACCAAAACCAUCUCUCCCGGCAACUCGGCUCCUGGCGAGUCCAAUAUCCUCACCAUCAACCUCGCGGUCAGCAACACCGUGCUUGACCUCUACCGCCGCUCGGUCAUCACCAUCGAGGGCUUGACUGGCACGCAGACCGCUGACUCAGACUUGCUGGACAUCACGCCCACCAACAGCAGCACUUACCUCUACUCUCCUGCCUCCGUUGUGCUCGUCGUGCCAGACGCCAGCUGCAGCUCCAAGUUCAGGUUGAACUCCACCAGCACGACUUACACGGCCGGCAUCACCAACAAGACCAUCAUCUUCCUCAACGGCACGUGCAUGGGCAAGACAGCUUCUGUCAGCAGCUUCACCUCCGACUCUUGCGUGUCGAUCACCCUCGACGACGCCACUGCCAUGUCCACCUGCGUCAAGAAGGGAGACAUGCAGCCAGUCGGCAGGGUCUCGACGGCACAAUGGACGCGAGCUAGCGGCAAGCUUGUGAUGGGAGUCGGCAGCACCAUCGACUCCACAUCGACUGAGUUCAAGGUGACGGUCAAAAACCCGGUGCUGGCGCAACCUGCCGCUCAGGUCGUCGUCAUGGCCGGAGGAAAGAACACCAUCCCUGCCGAGCUCAUGAGCGGACAGGUUCUCCAGAUCACCCGGGCCUCCAGCGGCAGCCGCGUUGUUACCAGCUGCACGUGCACUGGUGGUUCUUCAUGCAGCUGCACAGGCGCCUUCUCCGGCCUCUCGUCAGGGACAAAGAGCUUGACUGUGGAGGUUCAGUGCAACAACCUGAAGAAGAUCAGCAGCAUUACUGCAGGAGGUUCGACUAUCUCUUCCAGUGCCAUCCUUGCGAUCCCCUCAACCUGCAAGGACGCUUGCGACGUCUACCAGAGUGUCCUCUCCGACCAGGCAGUGACUGUCAGCGGCGACACGUUCAACGUCGUCGUGGCGGCCGAGUACAACGCGGCCGACUACUGCAACGCAGGCAGCCAGUUCAAGGCGAUCUUCUAUCUACAGUGA